AUGUCUAUGCACAUGAUGACUGGUAGUGGUGGCCCUAUGAUGUUCCCUCACCAAAUGCAGGCUGGCCCAAGUGGGUUGGGGCAAAUGAUGCCGGUAGGACCUCAGUGUUCAAUGCCCAACAAUAUGGUGCCUCAGCCAGGAGUUACCCCAACUUUGGAGGCGGCUUUUUUUCAUUUUUUAUCGUACAUCUCAUUUAAUGUUGAUGUGUUCAGAACGUUUUCUAACUCACCCGAGUCGUUAGACAUUCCGCGAUUGGUGUUGACGAAUCCCGAAGGCACGAAUGGCUCUCAUUUCGAGUGCUUCAACGAUCUGCAACAUAUCACUCUGGACGCGAACGAUAUGCAAAUGCUAUGCAAUGGCACUGGGAACGGCAACCCGGUUCAACAGGAAAACCGAUUCCAUGCCGAGUAA
Molecule: messenger RNA, 411 nt
Organism: Ostertagia ostertagi
Lineage: Eukaryota; Metazoa; Nematoda; Chromadorea; Rhabditida; Trichostrongylidae
Source: the annotation of a GenBank genome assembly